AAACCACAAAAAGCAAAACAAACAAAACAAUUGAGAAACAAUCACGAGUAAAAUGCAAAUUUUCAUCCAGUUGGCAUGCAUUCAUUUUUAAACUAAUAACAGAAAAAGUCACACAACAGCAACACUUAAAAUACAACUUUAAUUUUAAGCCAAUAAUAAAAAACGAAAACAAAGAAAUAAAACAUAACGAAAACAAAAUUAAUAAGCGCAAAAUAAAGGUAACAAAAGCGUAAAGUCGAAAAUGGAAGGAAAAAUACAGCAAUUCAUUUAAAUUUAAUACGAAUAAAAACGAGUAAACCAGGAACCGAAAUAAACAAACAGAAUGAAAGGCCGAAAUAAAGCUAAACAAAAACUAUUUAAAGUGAGAAAAGGGAAUGUUAGUUAAGCGACAAUUCAAAACGAAUUCUUAAGCUUAAAUUUGUAUGUAUGUAAGUGUAUUGUUCAAAGACUAACACAAACACACUCACUCACAUUCUUGCCCUCAUCGAAGCCAACGCUACCGGACACACAAACGAGAGAUCUUUUAUUUAUCUCACCGUCUCCUUGCUCUCAUCGCACACAUCUAUCUUUUGACAUAAUUAAAUUUCAAAUCGAACGGUAUUUUCGUUAACUUGUAGUCUUUCGAUAAGUGAGUUUCGUUUUACGUUUUCCAUUCGCAAUCGCAAACAUUUUUUCACAUCAUCUCUUAACAUUGCGCAACAAGAGAAACAUAUUAAUAAUAAUAGAAAAGUAUUUGUAGUUGCUAAAAUACAAGAAAAACGAAAACGAUAAAGAAAAAAAUCAACAGUACAUAUAUAUAUAAAUUUAUAUAUAUUGUAUACAUAUAUACUUGUAUAUUUUCUAUGCCUACCACUUAUGUAAUUUGUAGAGAUUUCAAAUUUUUCAACCCGAAAAUCCCCGAAUUUAAAAAGUCCUCAAUUCGGCAUAUAAAACAGAAAAUUCUCUCCCCCCCCCCAUUUUCCACCAAUGACAGAAACUGAACUGAAGGCGCGCAACACAGACGAGAAAUAUUUAAUUUAGCUUAAAGUCUAAGAACCGACGAAAUACCCCAAUAGCAGAACGAACACCUUUCAUUUAGCGUGUUAACGAAUGACAACAAAAAGGGAACAUUUCUGCACGAGUUUCUUUAACACAUCCUGCCUUCGUGUGCUCCUCUUUUCGAUAAAGGAGGCGAGUAAACAAGAUGACAGACGAGGAACAAUUCGCAGGCGCUGAAGAGACCCGUGCUGAAAGUUAAUAAAGCAUAAAUCAGCAGCAGCAACAAUAACCGCAACGACAACCGCGCAACAUUCUUGAACAGAACAACAACAGCAAUACAAAAAACAAAAAAAAAAAAAAAGGAAACAGCAGCAAAAAACUGACAUUCGUAUUCAUUUCAAAUAAAAAUCAUAAAAAACAAAAACAAACAAUUGGGAAUCUCAAUUUAUUAUUAAUUGAGUUUCGGGUGGGGUCGGUAGAGGAGGGAAGCCAAAAAUAGCGAAAGAUAUGGAAUAGAGGGAAAUUUAUACACUUUUCAAUCAUAGAUACUUCAAUUCCACUGAUUAGUUUACUAUAUAUAAAUGGACAAUAAAACUGAAUCACAGAAGGCUUUUAUGCAUACUUUCAUUGAUUUGAUUUCAUAAUAGUUAUAAAUUUAUAAUCUCUUUUAUAUGAUCAUCAAACAGUGAAUCCCGUUUUAUGCACAUGUCUACUUACAUAUAUUUAUGGAGUAAUGCUUAUUACUUAGUUGCGUUUCAAGACAUUGAUUUUGAUUUCAGUGAGACUGAACUGAUGGGAUAAAUUCCAAGAAAAGAUAGUAAUGUCCUUUAAUUAUUGCCUAGUUAAAUCUCUCAAAAAGUAUGCAACGAAAAAAAAAAACAAUUUCGAAACCAAAAUAAGUAAAUACCACCAUUUAACGUAUUUAAUGCAACAGCACCCCUAUGCUGUGCUUUAAGGUAAAAAUAAAUGCAGUUUCUUUUGAUAGUUACCAAUACAAAAUACUGAGCGAAACCACAAUCACGACUAACGGCACUUCUGCGUCAACUAAAGGUGUCCACUUAAGCUCAAUGUCAUUUUGCCAGCACACUUUCGCAUUGGCCAGAAGCAACCACAAAAAGUGGGUCUAGUGGUCGGUCUAUUGUCUUUCCCCAAGCAGAUGCGCACUAUGAAAAGCCUUACACAAAUGCUUAGACAUAUCUAUAUUUGAAAAUCAGUCGAGAAAGAAAUUGUAAGAGGCAAUGCAGAGCCGAACCAGGGUUUAGUUGCAAAACGUUGCUCGAGAGUCUCGGAAAUGGCACUGCAGCUGCAAAUUGAGAAGCUUAAAGGUUUGGACAACUACAAGGCCUGGUCGAUGACGGUGCGGGCAUAUCUGGAGUCCGAGGAACUCUGGUCGGUGGUGGAGAAUGGUCCAGAGAACAACGAGGAGUCUCUGCUUAAGGACAAGCGUGCCAAGUUCUUGAUUCUUUGUCUAAUCGAAACUAAAUUGUGUCAGUUCAUGGUCAGCAUCCGGACGGCCAGGGAUCUCUGGACUUAUCUGCGCACCCAGCACUCAUUACGCUAAAAGAAACUGUUUCAGUUACACUCUAAUUUAUUAUUGUAUAAAUAUAUACGAGUUACAAGUUAGCAUUGGCUCAGCGCACAUUCCCUA
Molecule: messenger RNA, 2626 nt
Organism: Drosophila kikkawai
Lineage: Eukaryota; Metazoa; Arthropoda; Insecta; Diptera; Drosophilidae
Source: RefSeq, a predicted model, not a curated record